This is a messenger RNA of Schistosoma intercalatum, 3606 nucleotides long. NCBI's taxonomy places the organism in Eukaryota, Metazoa, Platyhelminthes, Trematoda, Strigeidida, Schistosomatidae. The record is from the annotation of a GenBank genome assembly.
AAUACCAAGGGCCGUUGGUAAUGGCUUGACGGUCGUUUGGUGUUCUGACCGAUGGAUCAGCUGUAUCGAAUUGAUGAACUUCCCAAUGUAGAUGAUGUUUUCAAGCAUAGUUAUGAAGUUUACCGGAAUUACUCGCUCGAUGUUUUGAAGUACAAAGAAUUUUGUCAGUAUGGACUUGCAGAAAGCAUCGAAAAAGUCCACGAAUGGUGUAUUCAUCUCCAAUGCUUGAGUCCCUCUGAUCCAUGCUCUCCGAUGAGUGGUGCGGAAUACGAAAAGAGGUAUGGGCUUUUUGUGUUGAUCAGUUAAGAACUUUUUAUAUUUUGAUGGCGUUUUAAGGUCCUAACCUCCCUAUUUUUGGGGAAACGUCCGUUUCGGGCAAAUUUAGGAGAAGCUGUAAUAGAAAACUUUAGGAAGAGGGCACGAAAACCCUCAAAGUUUUCCCAUAUCUGUGGAAAAUUCUCAAAGUCUCGGAGAAAUCCUGAAAAUGUUUGCGGGAAUUUUGGGUUUAUGAAACGUUACGAAAUUCAUGAACGGUUUUAAUUAUUGCUACUUAUUGUGUGCUUGACUAAUGAGUUCAAUGACUUAUCACAUUCUAAAGUGCACUAGUUUGCAAAAUAAUAUUGAGUCCAUCUGGAUAAAAUCUUUCAAUAAUAUUUCUCCAUCGUUCAAUUCAUUGUUUCUACCACUGUAGUUAUGACAAUCAGUUUGUCUGUCACAUAGGUACCAAUACGCUUGUCAUUUAUACUACGGAUUUGGGAUGAGUUCAUUAGCUUUUUCAGUGUAGCAUAAAAAAGCGCACCUAAAUUGAUGCGUAACCUUAUCAAGCUGAUCGAUUAGUUAACAAAUGUGAUCCAACAUAUAUAGUAGCGAUUGGUACUACACUAUUUAAGGCGAUGUUCUCCUAAUUUAUUGUUAUUUUAGAAAACUUAACACUUAAAUUCAUCCCAGUUGACUUCUCAACAUUCAUCAGUGGCGGUUGCAUUAGUAAUAUAAAACAGCAAAAGAACUACGAUAUAUCCAAAAACAAAUUAUUCAAUUAAUGACACCACUAUUAUUGUAUGGUAACAGUAUAAUCAGAGAAUGAUUCUCAUUAUCACAUUUGAGAUUAUCAAGAUGCCAAGUCAACAUGGGAUGUACAUCACUAUAAAUGCUGUAGCUUGAAAUAAUCAGAUACACAGACACAGUGUAAAGUACACACUAAUUUUAUACACAGUCCCUUUAAUCAUCUUGAAGAGAACAAGAACAAAAAUUCUAGCGUAAUGGAAUGGAUUCAUCUUAUCUUAUAUGAUUCUCGUUAGCUGCAUACAACCUGUAGUAUUUAAAAUCAUAAUUACAAAACGGGUUUUAAUUAAUUGCAUGAAGGAGUUUAGUUGGAAGUUAUUUUGAAGAUACAUCAGUAUAGUAUAGCGAAGGUGUAAAUAAGUUUGAUAGACUGGAUAAAAUAUUAUAAAUAUAUAAUUUAUGUAAAAAAGCAUCCCAAAGCAUUGAUUGUAGCAACAGUUAAAAGGUCUAUGCUUGUUAAUGUAAGAUUGUAAACACGACCAUUUUCCAUUAACAAUUAAGUCCUAGACAUUCAAUCAGCAUUCGUUUCUAUUCUAAUAAUUAGCGUUUCCUUACAUAUCUUAACUGACGAAGUGAUCAUCAUGUUCCCAAUGAAAAUGUCUCUUUAUCCUAUUUCCUCUUGUUUAUACUUUAUUGCUGAACAGACAUAUGGGAUUAAUUACUCCAGCCACUUCAUCAUACCUUAACGUUAGUCCACCAGUAGAAGAAUCUUUGCCAAAUUCUUCAUCAAUAUCGGUUUUUAACUAUAUGCAACAUAUUGGGAAUAAUGUAACUGGAUGUUAUGAUGACUAUAUAUGUGAUAAGGAAUAUAAUAGUUAUCCAAAUCAUUGUAUUUUGGGUGUUGUCUGUUUUACUUUGUGCUUAUGUGGAAUUAUAAGCAAUAUAGUUCUUUUCCCAGCUUAUAACUUUGGAUUGAAUCGUUCUGGAGCUACUGUUUAUUUGAGUGCGAUGGCAAUAUUUGAUUGUGUUUUUAUGGGGUUAUCAUUAUUAAUUAAUGUUAUUCACUAUCUGCCACCAUCAUUUAUUGAACAAAUGGAAAUGUAUGGACAGUUUUCUGGUUACUUGAUUCCAUAUGGCCUGCCUGUCAUACAGAUAUGUGAACUGUUAGUUGUUUGGUUAACCAUAGCAUUACUAAUCAAUCGUCUACUUUAUUUGAAUUUGGGCCCACAUUCCAAAUCAUUGUGUUCACAACUUGAAUCCGUGAAAAUCGUAAUAGCGGUGUUUUUCCUAUGUAUUGCUUAUAUGGGAUGCAAAUUUUUUGAAUAUACUUAUGUGGAAUAUCCAGAUAAAAAGGUUGUACGUGUUUUGCUCACUCAACUUGGCAAAACGGAGAUGUUUCGGGAUAUAAUGGAUAAUUGGUUAAAAGUUCCGCUUGAAAUGUUUUUACCGUAUUUGGCUUGUGGAUUGUUAAUAACAACUAUCGUUUUAAAAAUGGUAAAUUUACAUACAUCAAAGUGGAAGGCCGUAGCUAGCUUAUGCAAUGAAACUGCUUGUGCAUGUGUCUGUCGAACAGGUGUCUGUGGUAAAGAAUGUCGUGAAGGUGUAAAAUCGGAGGAUCUAUCUAAAUCCUGGUCAUCUGACUUUAAUAACCAAGAAAAAUCUGGAAAAGUAACAAAUACAAAACAGUCUACUCCUGACAAGAAUGAUACCUCUCAAAAAUCAUUUACCAGUACCAACCGUAAUAACGGUAAUUUCACAAACUUGGAUCCAAUUGAACAGGAGUUAUCCUAUCUUUUCUUCCAAUUGCCUCAAUUAGACGAGACACGUGAAAAUGCUAAUGUUAUAACAGCAGUUUGUAUUGGACUAAUUUUGUUGAUUUGUAAAAUCCCAAAAUUUUUACUACACGUAAUUUCAACUGAAAAUUACAUCACUUAUGAUCCAGAAGUAUUUAGAAUGAUAAAUCAAUUAUUAGAUACAAUGUUUGCAGCUUGUAAACCAAUGAUCUGUAUACUAGUUGGAGCACAUUACAGACAAGCUUUGACAACACCUCCAACAUGUUGUCUACCUAACGAUACUGAUAUUAACACCAAUACAACUACUGUUACUAACAUUAGAGGUGAUGCAUUGAUAAUUGAAGACAAUAAUCAUGAAGCAAUAGUGAAUAAAGAGGCAGUAAACUACCAGUCAGUUAUUACACACCAGCCAGAAUGAGAUCAGUUAAUACUAAAAAUGUCACAUCCAGGUAAUUAAAACUAUUAUAAUCAUGAAUUUCACUGAUUAUACGAGCAAAAAAACAACCAAAGGAUAUUUGUUAGUUUAUUUCCUUUGAUUAUACACUAUUCAUUUAAUUUAGCAUUGAUUCAUGUGACAUGAAGUAGAUAACUUACCUGAAGUCAUUUAGUCAUAUUUCGUUUCGUUGCCAUACUAGUCAUAUAAUCAACACAGAUUUGUUGUUUUCUUCUUUAUUUGAUUUAUCACUUUUAUUCCGAUCCUCUAGUCCAUUUUGUUUUGUGAUUUUAAGAGGAUAUGUACGUUUUUACUGUCCUGUGUUUAUAUGAUUUUCUUGCUAAUUUCAAUUACUAUGGAUUGAUAUUUGAUAACUAG